CAUUACCACAAGCUUGCAUUCUACAUACCUUGCAGUUCUGCCACCUCCACCAUGCCUCGGCUCGUUCGCCGCCGACCGUUGGCAGAGCGCAUCGCAUCGUACCUGAACCCUUUGGACUUUCUAUUGUGGCUCUCUGAGGAAAUUGAUACUCAUGACUGGGAUCAGUUUGAGAAAGACUGGGCGUUGCCGCUUGGUGUGCUGCUGAACUUGACCUUCCUCAUAGCGCGAGCCAAUAGUCAGACAAGUGGUAGUCAAGCUAUAGAUGAUGUUUUUGGUGACGAUGAAAGCACACCUUGGCUGAGUUGGCUGGCAUCCUUUAUCGUACAUUUCCUCACGACUUUCUCCGCGUUCAACGCCUUCUAUACCUUCUAUCGAAAACGCCACUAUCGCAUGUUCGAAGCCUCGAUUGACCGUGCCCCUGCGACACCAUCCGCGCAUCGAGUGAGAGUCGACUCGACGCCCGUCACUGCAUCGCCUCUGCGAUACUUGGCCGAGGCGGUUUCUGGAUCGGCACAAUCGAGAGCGCACCCGGAUGCUCAACGCGAUGUUUGGGAGCUUGCGGUGUGGGACCCCCUCCCGAUUUGCAUCCGUCUGUUUUGCCUGUUCAGCCCCGGUCACGUUCUAGUCUACUGGCUCUUCUUGCCGACUCAUCUGUCCGAUCCUCGCCCCAGCGUGACCAUCGUGACCUCUAUCUUCCUGGCAGCUCUGCUUUCAGUGCAGAUGACAUUCCUGUCCUCAUCUUAUGCGCAGCAGGCCAAGGACUCUAUGUUGGUUCACAAAGAGGUUCUCCGGGAAUAUGACACCAAAUUUGUGCAUCCGCGGACACAGCCUCUGAUGAGGGAUGUGGGAACUCAGUUUUCCGAGUCCGAUGCCGAUGUCAAACACAAUAAGGUCGACACGUUCACGCCGACCUUCGUCAUUCACCGAGGAUUCAAGACAAGCCCGAACCCGAACUAUAUCAAGCACAUUGACCCCGAAGGAUUUUCGUCCGGGCAACAAUCUGCAGCGGCUACACCUAGUGGUCCUACAUAUCGCUCAACCACCCUUCAAACCCCUAGUCAUCUGAGAGACGCUUCCCCUGUUGUCCGCAACCCAGUUUCAUCGAUACGGCAACCUCAAUUUCGACGAACUCCAACAGGCACAGGCGAUGGAGGUAGCCUCGGAGUUUAUUCACACGCCAAUUCUCCCCUCAGAAAGUCUGUCUCGGCGAAUCUAGAUCGCCGGCUUCAAAGUAAUGGGGACUUUUUCUAUAAAGAGCGCGGUACAAGCGCAGUGAAGAGACAAUCAAGUCCACUCAAACGGAGCAAUGUGCCUGGCGGCGAAAGUCCAGCCACGCCAGGUCCUAGACGGAGUCAAGUUGGCGCACGCCGUGAAACAACUCAUUUCUUGUUGUAAUCAUUCGCUAUAUGUCCCUCUCUCACUUGCCCGGGUUGGCAGCCAAAAAAAACAUUCGUUUCCUGUACAAAUCAUGUCAGCAACUUUGCCACAUGGCGAUUUGUGGUCUGUCAUUCUCUUAAGCAUCAGGUACGGCGUUUAGUGUGUUCAUAUGAUAUUCAAUCGUGAUUAUUUCCUUGUUUCUGGGAUAUGCUUUUCUCAAAAGGCGUGAAAGAUUUCCAGUCAUAUUCCGGAAUGGAGGCCCAAUAACCAGCC
Messenger RNA from Aspergillus homomorphus CBS 101889, 1650 nucleotides. Its product is annotated as Nur1/Mug154 family protein. The record is from RefSeq and is a predicted model, not a curated record. Gene Ontology annotation, biological process: regulation of exit from mitosis; maintenance of rDNA. The coding region runs from base 52 to 1395 and encodes 447 amino acids. The transcript has 3 exons. NCBI's taxonomy places the organism in Eukaryota, Fungi, Ascomycota, Eurotiomycetes, Eurotiales, Aspergillaceae.